Paramecium primaurelia is the source of this 246-nucleotide messenger RNA. The record is from the annotation of a GenBank genome assembly. Lineage: Eukaryota; Ciliophora; Oligohymenophorea; Peniculida; Parameciidae.
AUGAAGCAGUCAUUUGGGCAGAUAAAGCUUUGCAAUUAAAUCCAAAACAUUGCAAUUCAUUAAGCACUAAAGGUAUGAUAAUAUUUAAAUAUAUUAGCGGAGAGUUUAAGAAGGCUUGGUUAAUAUAAUGAAGCAAUAAUUUGGGCAGAUAAAUCUUUAUAAGUAGAUCCAAAGGAUUUUUUUUCUUUACGCAUAAAAGGUAUGAUUAUAUAUAUUUGUUUUAAGGCGAUUCAUUAAGAUUAUUGA